Sphaeroforma arctica JP610 is the source of this 204-nucleotide messenger RNA. RefSeq lists its product as hypothetical. The annotation marks the transcript as partial. The record is from RefSeq and is a predicted model, not a curated record. NCBI's taxonomy places the organism in Eukaryota, Ichthyosporea, Ichthyophonida. The transcript has a single exon.
GUGGAUAGUGCUGUCAAACUGGGCCCACCCCUUCACCAGUCACAUUCUACGGGUGACUCAGCCAAUGACCUAGCCGCUUCCAGCUCGAAUGAUCGCAUAUCACGUCAUUACUCGCUGGCGCCGCAGUUUGUAUCGUUCGCCGGGGCUCUCAGAAAUGCAUCGGCGGUGUCAGCUGCUGGUAAGCUGGAUCGCUGUAUGGUAUAG